AAUGUAUUUUUAUUUGUUUGUCGGUUGGUUUUUCUGCAUGAAUAUUUAACAACCUCUGUUAUUGGACAUCGGACCCCAUAGUUGCUCGGGAACACCCGUCUUUAUGAGAAGCGGGUACUUCUUAUAGCCUAUAAUUCCGUCACGAAGGAAGGAAGGAAGGAAGGAUCUUCUCAGUUGGAUUUGAAAUCGUUACACGUCUACGACCGUGUACUACAGAGUCAAGCGGUGCGACGUGUGUCCGGGAUGAGCGCCGGGCCUGGGCCGAACACCUUACGAUCCGAACAGGCUUUUAUGAUUACAGCAGCAGGUCUUGGGUGCACAUCUGAGUUUAUCCGCUGAAGCCGAGCCAUGAAAACCUCCUUGGGGCUCCUCGCCACAAUACUGUGGUACCUGUCACCAAGUCUCUCGUGGGCUGCUAAGAUCAUUGUGGUCCCUCCAAUAAUGUUCGAGAGCCACCUGUACAUCUUUAAGACACUGGCAUCAGCACUGCACGCGGAGGGCCACGAGACGGUGCUGCUGGUGUCGGAGGGGCGAGACAUGGCGCCUUCGGAGCACUACCGUCUGCAACGCUACCCAGGUAUAUUCAACAGCUCAUCAGCGGCGGAUGACUUCCUGCAGUCCAAGGUCCACAACAUCUUCUCGGGCCGCCCAACACCGCUGGAGCUCUUCGACAUCUUGGAGCACUAUGCGCAGAACUGUGACUGUGUGGUGGGCAGCAGUUCGGUGAUGGCACAGCUGCGGCAGGAACGCUUCGACUUGCUGCUUGUUGACCCGAACGAAAUGUGUGGCUUCGUGCUGGCGCACAUCCUGGGUGUGCCCUAUGCCGUCUUCAGCACAGGCCUGUGGUAUCCAGCGGAAGUGGGCGCGCCGGCACCGCUCUCCUACGUGCCCGAGUUCAACUCUCUGCUAACGGACCACAUGACGCUGGUGCAGCGUGUGACCAACACUGUUGUGUACUUGGCAUCACGUAUCGGAGUGCAACUACUUGUUCUGCCCAAGUAUGACCGCAUCAUGUGGCGUCACGCUGUGCAGCCGCCAGCCUCCAUGCAUGACCUGGUGCAGGGCAGUCGUCUAUGGAUGCUGUGUACAGACUUGGCUCUAGAGUUCCCUCGGCCCACGUUACCACAUGUCGUCUACGUUGGCGGAAUCCUCACCAAGCCACCGAGCCCUCUGCCACAGGAAUUCGCAGAAUGGCUGAACGACACGGACGAGCACGGGUUCGUGGUGGUGUCGUUCGGCGCUGGGGUGAAGUACCUCUCUGACGACAUCAGUUACAAGCUGGCAGGAGCGCUGAGCCGUCUAUCUCAGAAAGUCAUCUGGAGGUUUUCUGGAGUUCCCCCGAGGAACCUGGGCAAGAACACAAAACUAGUGGAGUGGAUGCCACAGAAUGACCUGUUGGGACACAAGAACACGAGGGCGUUCCUGAGCCACGGCGGCCUGAACAGCAUCUACGAGGCCAUGUACCACGGCGUGCCCGUCGUCGGAGUGCCCCUCUUCGGCGACCACUACGACACCAUGACACGGGUGCAAGCCAAAGGCAUGGGCAUCAUGCUGGAGUGGAAGAAAAUGAGCGAGGAGGAUCUUUACACGGCCAUGCUUAACGUCAUCACGGACACAAGGUAUCGAGAGAAAGCGCUGAAGUUGUCCGAGAUCCACAAAGAUCAACCCGGCCAUCCGGUGACGCGUGCCGUUUACUGGAUCAGCUACAUCCUGCGGCACCGCGGCGCCGAGCACCUGCGCUCGGCCGUCUACAACGUCCCCGUCUACCAGUACUUCCUGUUGGACGUCGCCACCGUCCUGGGGGCCGGCUUGUUCCUCGUCUGCUACUGCGUGUACUGGAUAGUUCGGCUCGCCCGCUCCUGUUUGAGGAGGCGCAAGGCAUCGGCGGAAAAGGCCAACGGACACUGUCACAACGGCAUCGCAAACGGCAAGCACAAACGCAACGGCCACGUCAAGAGCCUCGACAAGAAACUCAAAUAACAAACCUAGGCAAAACAAACAAACAAACAAACAAACACGAAUAGACACCGAAGCUAUACUAAAAGGGGAAAAAAACUAACGACAUGCCACGUGCGACAGGAAAUAAACUCACCGGUGAACAGACCCAACAAAUAAACAAAACAAGACGGAGGCAUGAGCUGAAAGCCAAAUGGAACGGGGGAAUAUUAACUAGUCGCCCUCCUGAUGAUGAUGUCUCAAGUUUCAGGUGUCUGUAUAGAAUAACUGUAUUUAUUUUUCAACUAAUUUUUGGAAAUCUUCCCUUGCUUAUCUAUACCGAAGGUGCUCACGUCCCCUAAAUAUGCUUGUUUUCCGCUCGCUAGACAUCGUACACACGACAGCCGUCGCUAAAGAGCUCUUAGAGUGAUGAAGAAAACAAUCCACCCUGAAUGACUUCGAUAAUUCUAAACUGAAUGUGAUCUUCCACGGUGCGAAAGACGUCUCUUACGAUUCAACGCCGGUUUCAGAUUUAAAGCGCACCUAUUAUGGUUUUGAAACGGGUCUAGUUUUGUUUUAAAGGUCUCCCACGGGCAUCCGAGGUCAAGAAACACUUUAACGUGCUCAUAAUUUAAACCGCAGCAUUACUUCUUUCCCCCAGUUUCACAAACGACUCGUUAAACGAUCCGUUCUAAACGAUUCGUCCAUACUCUGCUCUGAUUGGUCAGACGUCCCAUUGUUUCUACCGCCGUCGACGUGUUUAAGAAAGGAAACGCCCACUACCGUCACAAGUUUCAGCUCCGUCUGUGAGCGAGCGGCCGAUGAAGAGCAGAGGCGGGGCUUUUUGUUACAAACCCACGUACGUCAGUACAGGAAGUAGAGUCUGGAACCGCUGACGACUCGAUUCAGCCGUUCGGAAUCGAUUCCUUCGUUUGGGAGUCGGUAAUUCCGUCGCUUUGAUUUUUGAAACUCUGCAGACUUUUUUACAUUCACAAACAGCUACGUCGAUAACACACCGCACGAGACGGAAUGUUUGAAAAACCCAUAAUAGGUGCGCUUUAAUUCCUCGUCACGAUGGCCUGUUUAACAGGUUCCAACGUUACCCACAAUGCCGACAGUGACGAUAGUCACGCAGUUGGACUUCAUCCCUACGUAAUCUUUUAGUCCAUCUGUACACAAAACCGAUCAGCUUUCAGAGUUUUUAAUGCUAACACCGGCAUUGUAACUGCUACACACACCAGCAGGGUGGAACUUUUCCUUAACCCUCCUAUUAUGUUAUGAGUCAGUUCGAAACGUUUCCACGCUUGACAUGACACUCUGCUCAAUCUCUCUUUCUCACUCGGACACUUAUUUAUUUAUUUUUUUUGUCCUUCCACGCAGAUAUUUCUUCUCACGGCUCGUCUCAGACCAGCCAUAAUAAAGGUUUACUCUUUUCUUUGCCGUUUCUGCGCGUGUUUAAACCGUGGAAGUCAUUUCGACUCCUAAAAUAAUGGAUGUAACUUUUUUUUUUCUCUCUCUCUCUCUCUCUCUCUCUCUCUCUCUCUUCUCCGAACUUAAUAGGAGGGUUAAUGCUAAUAAGGCAGUGCGAUUUUGAGAAACCGUGUAUAAGUGCUGCUGCUAACAGGUAACACUAGUUCGCCAUAGAGCAAGCCCACCUGCCAUUUUUUUUUUUCUUUCUAGGACCUUUAAAAACGUCGUCGAAAUGAGAUUCUUCAAAGCGUAGACGUGUCCGUUUCAAGGGUGUAGACGUGUUUUCGAAUUCUAGGCAAUAGUCAUAGAUCAAAAUGUUCCCGCUACUGCUUUUAUCUUAAAUAUAAUAGGAAAACGCACGGUUUUUUAAUCUUCUGCUACCUUUCUUUUUUCCCGCUCUCUUUCAUUCUGCCUUGAGGCAUUAAACUCGUGUGUGCGUGUGUGUGUGUGUGUGUGUGUGUGUGUGUGUGUGUGUGUGCGCGCUUGUAUGAAUGAACAAAACAGGUUUGAUUGUUGAUGUGUAGAAUAAACAAAGUGCUGAUGUAUGUUCUGUCGCUUCUCACAGAGGGGGUGUGUCCUAUGAGGCCUUCUAUUGUAAAUCUUUGGUACUGUAGCUGAAAUUGAAAUCCCAUGAUCCUCCAUGCCUCUUUGGAACCAGCCUUUUCUUUUUUUUUUUUUUUUUUUCUUUUCUUUUUUUUUUAAAAAAUGUUUUUAUUUUGUUUAUUAUUUUUGUUGUUGUUGUUGUUGUUGUUGUUGUUGAGCUGUGAUCUUUUAGAGUUGGUCCUUUUAGCACUGCUGCUUGAAAAGUUCCAAUAACAUUUCAUACGAAUGGGAAGGACCUGUACCUGUACCGUCCGAGCGAUCGGGCUCCGGUUAGAAACAACAGACCUUCGCAGCGGAGGGAAAAAAAAAAAAAAAAACCCCAAAAACGAUACCGACUGACAUCUCAAUCCAGAGAACGUGUCAGAUCGCGUAACGAUAAUAAUAUAAAAAAAACAAAACAAACAAACAAACGUGUAAAUGAUUGACGGAAACGCAACACUUCGGCCAUUUUCACUGUGAGCUUUAGGCAUUUCGCCAGCCAAGCACUGUUUUUAACGACGUCCAUACUUGAACAUUGUACUGUACGUGGCUUCGAAAUGGCUGCGAAUGCAAAUAAGCUAUGACUGGAGAAAUGGCCACGCCCAGAAAUUCCUUUUAAUCCAUUCAGCCAUCACUUUCUGCUUACUUUUUGGGUCAUAAUUACAGUAUUAAUAGACGCCUGAUAGCGGAAGAAAUAACUAGUUGCGUAAUGUAGUGGAAAGUAAGUAUACUGUACACGAGCAACUAUACUGUGUGUGUGUGUGUGCGUGCGUGUGCGCGCGUCCAGCGCUCUCUUUAUACUGCUAAUUCGAAACAUGCUACAAGAAAAUUUCCCCCGUUCGUUUCUCAACCCUUUCUUUCCUUUUACUGUCCGAUCCCAUCAAGUUGAUGCCUGCUUACACGUUUUUUUUUUUUUUUUUUUAAGUAAUGAUUUAAAUAAAUAGUGUCUGUGUGUCUGUUGUAAUGUAAAUAUAGUAUGUAAACAAAAAUACUAAUGUUAAAAUAAACAUUAAAUAUUUUGUUUGCCUAAAA
This is a messenger RNA of Ictalurus punctatus (channel catfish), 5019 nucleotides long. It is a transcript of the gene ugt8, whose product is annotated as UDP glycosyltransferase 8. Lineage: Eukaryota; Metazoa; Chordata; Actinopteri; Siluriformes; Ictaluridae. The transcript is spliced from 6 exons. The coding region runs from base 349 to 1980 and encodes 543 amino acids. Gene Ontology annotation, molecular function: UDP-glycosyltransferase activity. The record is from RefSeq and is a predicted model, not a curated record.